Messenger RNA from Diaporthe citri, 207 nucleotides. RefSeq lists its product as uncharacterized. The transcript is spliced from 2 exons. The record is from RefSeq and is a predicted model, not a curated record. NCBI's taxonomy places the organism in Eukaryota, Fungi, Ascomycota, Sordariomycetes, Diaporthales, Diaporthaceae. The coding region runs from base 1 to 207 and encodes 68 amino acids.
AUGGCAUUCUGCAUCCUCUUCCUAGUGCUCAUUCACUUUGCUCGCCGCCGCCGCCGCCGCCGAAGCAGCAGCAGUAGCGCCACCGCCCGGGUGUGGCAGCCCUUUAAGAAGAUGCGCCGCCAUCCCUACUGGACGUACCAGAGGCUGCGGGAUCACCUGGACGAGCAAUACGGUGGCCGCAUCCUUUGGUCUCGCCGUUGCGCAUAG